This is a messenger RNA of Guillardia theta CCMP2712, 3957 nucleotides long. RefSeq lists its product as hypothetical. NCBI's taxonomy places the organism in Eukaryota, Cryptophyceae, Pyrenomonadales, Geminigeraceae. The record is from RefSeq and is a predicted model, not a curated record. The transcript has 18 exons. The coding region runs from base 1 to 3957 and encodes 1318 amino acids. Gene Ontology annotation, molecular function: purine nucleosidase activity. Gene Ontology annotation, biological process: purine nucleoside catabolic process. Gene Ontology annotation, cellular component: cytosol.
AUGAGCUCCAAGGAGCGAGUAAGGUAUGUUGAUGUGGGAGCGAGGAUAGGCAGGAAGCUGGAGAGGGAGGAGGCAAAAAACAAGGAUGAACAGAACUUCGCCGAUCUGCACAUGCGCCGGGUUGAACUACGCAGCAAGGGAGAUGAGGAGCUUGCCAGGGCGAACGCGAUGGUGCAGGAGUGCAUGGAGAUGCGGAUGAUGGACACUGUCCCCUACCUGCCGGGACAGUGGACGCUGCCGCUGCAUGAGAGGAUCAUGCAGAGACUGGAAGAGGGUGGGAAGUCUCUCGAUGCGGCAGAGAGCACGUACCAGCAGGCAGGAGCCAAGGACAAGCUGUCAAGUGUACAGCAAGUGCGGGAGACUCUGGCGGCUCUGGUGGUCAAGAACGAGAAGUUGAAGGAAUGGCACGCAAGGCUGGAGGAGGCCGAGCGAGAGGUCCAGGAGGCUGCUCGGCUCGGGAUGCCGUGGGGAGAGGAGAAUUUCGUGCGAGCUAGGGAGAGGAUGGAGGAGGCGAAGAGCCGCCUGAAGGAGGCGGGGGAGGAUGGACUCGACGAGAGCACGGGAAGGCAGAAGCCGAAAUCUUUGAUCCUCAACAAGUUCGACCUUCGCCUGCUCAAAGUCAGGAGGGAGUGCGAGAGGAGGAGAGCUCGAGUUUCCCAGCACCUCCUCCAGUGCUCGAACCCGAACCCCGACAGGAGGAAGGUGGCUGUAGAGAGCCUGGCGGAAGUCGGCAGGAGGCCGGUGCCCUGUCGGGUGGACUUCUUCGGUAACCUUGAGGUCAUGGUGGAGGAGAGCGAAUGGAACAAGGGGGAGGGUAGAGGGGACGAGGAGGUAGUUCGGUCCGUUGUCAACGGCCUGGACGACCGUGACGGCCAAAUCCGGCAAGCCGCCAUGCAGACGCUGCCGUCGGUGUGCAAGGGGGAGGAUGCUACGGUGAUGGACAAGAUCGCAGGGCUGCUGAGCGAUCAAUCGGUACAUGUGAAGAUGAAAGCGAUGAAGAUGGUGUCUUCGAUCGCAUAUCACGACGUUGCUCGCGCGUUUCGGCUCUUGUGCGACAUGCUGACAGAUCCAGACGCGACGGUCAGAGGCUGCACCGUCAAGACCGUUGCACAGCUCCUGCAGGAGAGCAAAGACGAAGACAACAGGCUCUACCAUCAGAUCAUCUCACAUGCGCUCGCUUACGUCGACUGGAAGCCACGUGGGGAGAGAGGAGGAGAUGAGGGACGAGGAUCAGGAACAGGACAUGGCGGUAACCCCAGCUGCAACUCCAACUGGGUCACGGAAGAGAGGGACGUGAUCCUUUCUGCUCUGGAGCUCCUGGCUCAAGUGGCUCGGAAAGGGGACGAGGAGGUGACGAGGAGGAUGCUCUCCCUGCUGGAGGUCAGCUGGGAAAGGCUGCUCAGAGAGCACACGUCGCAUGCUCGGGACGCAUCCCAGCCGCACUUGGGGUUGGGGGAGGAUUGGAUGCAGUCUCGAGGGCCGGUGAGCCUGCGAGCCCAGCUGAACGCGUUGGACAGACUUCCUGCUGCCAGCUGCCGGGCGAGGAGAGGAGUAACGGCAGCAGAGGUCCGGCUGCAGGCCAUCCAGGUGCUGGCCAGGGUGGCGAUGAGCUCGAAGGAAGUGAGGGAAGAGGCAGAGAGGCUGGAGAGGGAGGAGGAAGCAGGAGGAGAUGGGGCGCAGGAGCAGCAGAGGCGGCACGCGGCCCGAGCUCGUUCCUUCGGCAACUUCGUGCGGCACUCGCUGGUGGUGGAGGGACUGAUCAGGAGGCUGGAGGAGUACAACCGAGACAUCAGGUGGCUGGCAGCUCAGACUCUGGUGGAACGACUGUGUGAUCAGGACGACCCGCUGCUUCUGGACGCGAUCGUUGACUGUGUAGAGCACAUGGAGCCAGAAGUCCAGAGGCUCGGGGUGGAGCUGGUGGGAGGAGGGUCAGUGACAGCUUGCGUGUCAAGGGGGAACAGGGACUUGACAGCAGCCAUGUGCGAGGUGAUAGCAAGGAACGCUCGGGCGAGGCAGGUAGCAGCAGAUGUCUUGCUGGCGAACUGCUCGGGGCAGGACGACUUUGCGGUGGAGCAGCUGGUUGGUCUGCUGUCGGAUCAGGACUUUGCGGUGAGGGAGAUAGCGAUGAGUCUGCUGAAGAGAUUGCUGGGGAAGGGGGAUGGGAAGAGGCUGAAGAUGAUAGAGGAAGGAUGCCACCAUGAGUCUACAGAGGUUCGCAUCGCCGCCCUGCACGCGCUGACGGAGUUUUCCGACCGCGACGACAACGUCACUUGCUCCAUCCUACAGCACUCGCUCAACGAUCGCGACGAGGGCGUUAGAUGCGCCGCUGCUCGCUCCCUCUCCCUCCUUGCCGACCGGGGGAGCUCGCGAUCAAUCGGGGCGCUGCUGUCAGGGUGCCGAGACGCUGCCGUCAGCGUCAGGCUGGCAUCGGUGGAUGCUCUCUCCCGCGUCUCCCUGCGCAACGAUGCUGCGGUGGUCGACAUGCUGCUGGAAAUGCUCGACGACCCGGAGGAGAUGAUACGGGACAAGGUCCUCGAAGUGAUCGACAGGGUCGUUGACGGAGACAACCAGCAGCUCUCCUCGAAGCUGCUCUGCAUGGUAGCGGGGAACCAAGAGGAUGCGGCCAAGGUGCUCGGGGCGCUCGAGAGAUGCUCUGUGGGGCAGUCAGAGACUCACUACGCCAACCCCCUCUUCUUCCACACGGCGAGCUUCAAGGACACCUCAUCGCAGUACACUAUCAAGACAUGGACAGCUCCUCAAAGCGCUCGUGCCCUCUACACCCAAGAGGACGGGGGUUAUGACAGUCUUUUCGGCCUUAUCCUGCUCUUCCUGAAUCAGCUGGUUCCUGAUCUUAUCACCACCAUCCAUGGCAUGAGCGAAUCGCUCUCAGCCGCCAAGACGAUCAAAAGGCUGGUCACCUUUCUCGGCUCCUCCUCCGUCUCCGUCGUCCCCAACACAAGCUCUCAGUCUUCCUCCGGCCUCGCUCGCUCUCGCCCAGGCACCGCCAUCCUCCGACAAGAUGGAGUGGAGGAGAGGAUCUGGAGGGUGGAGAACGACCUGCAGAUGCUAUCGGCCGUUGCGAGAGAAGAUACUUCACAGCUGGAGAAAGAGGUCCGAGCAGUCAAGGAAGGUAUCGAGCAGCUUCGAUCGAUGGGAGAGGACGUCUUCCAGCAGUACUCGGAACCGUGCGAGGACGAGGACAAUGCGGCCGUAGCAGCCUUCCUGUCAAGACUCGAGAUGAGUGAAGACUUGGGACUAGGAGGACGAGGACGAGGACGAGGACGAGGACGAGGCGAGGACGAGGACGAGGACGAGGACGAGGACGAGGACGAGGACGAGGACGAGGCGAGGACGAGGACGAGGACGAGGACGAGGACGAGGACGAGGACGAGGACGAGGACGAGAGAGCGAAAGAAUGUAUGUGCAACGUUCAUCAUGUGCAUUGCAGGCGUGACGGUGCUGUGCCUCGCAUCUCUCACCAACAUGUCCCUCUGCCUCUCUCAAGACCUCAACCUUGUCCAGCAGAAGGUGAGGGAGGUAGUGAUCAUGGGAGGAGUUGUCUUUCCGCCGCCGCUCUCCACAGAGAACGAGCUGUUUACUCAGAGAGGGAUCGAGUUCAACUUCUACUUCGACCCUGACUCAGCGCACAAGGUUGUACACUCUGGUCUACAAGUCACGAUGAUCGGACUCGAGAUUCUGGAUGCAUCUCUUAUCUUACAGACACUCCUGAUCAGUUUCGACAUGUCAGCAACUUACUCUUCGGUCGCUUGUUUCUACCUGAUUCGCCCUGAGUGCUUCAAGUUUGAGGAGGUUUGGGUGUGUGUUGACUGCAACACAGGGAGAGUAGAGAAGGCCUUUCCUUCCGAUGAGAACGUGAAGAUCCGAGUCGCUGUCCAGCUGGAUCGGCAGGAGUACUUGAGCUUCUUGCGGGAUCACCUCAAGAACAAGGAGCUAUGA